AUGAGCGCGGCAGCGAGCGGGCGGACGCCGCUGGCGGAAAAGGCCCUGUCGGAGUCCUACGGCCGGCUUCCGUUACACGACACGUCGCUGCUGAUCUGGACGCAGCAGCAGCAGGAGCUGGAGAGGCGGGCGAUGGGAUCAGGCCCGGGACCGGGGCCGGACAGUUUCCUGGGCCGGAGUCAGAGCAUGUGGUACCGACAGUACGGAAACCAGCCCAUCCUGAUCCGGGACAAAAACAAAGUGGUCCCGGGCCCGGACCGGCCCGCUCCCAGUUCUGCGUGGUGAUGUAAAUGGGAUUUGGGUCCCCAUGACAGUACCGUCCGAGGGGUCUUCAGCCGGAGUUCACCCACGGCCGGAAAAUAAAACCUGUAUCUGCAUUAAUACCCAGCGUAUCCACGUCCAGAGCGGCGGACGCGCCCAAGCGAUGAACCCACCGUGUGGCUCAACCAUUGUAUCCAGACCUCUGGAGCACCCACACCUGAAGCAACUCCCUCAGCUAAACCUUGGGGGAUUUCAUCUGGAUUGACAGUCAACUGGAGCACCUCUGCGGCUGUAUCAUCUAAUACACAGUAACUACAUCUGGAUAAACCAACACCUUGAUUAACGUGUUUUGAUCAUCCGGUAUCCGGUGCAACUCGUCCUAAUGAUCAAUCAACAGUCACUGGUCGUUCAUUUGGAUUAGAGCCCUGCAGGCGUUCACUUGUUCCGAUGGGAAUGUAGAUUCCAGCCGCACGGGAUGUAACCAGAUAAAAAGAAUCUACAGCUAUUCAUAAACCGCGAAAAAACGGAUGAAACUGUGCCCGGAGCGAGUGCUCACUACCUGUUCAUCCUCCCAGCAGCAGCUAUUUAUUUUUUUAUUCAUUUAUUUAUCUAUUUAUUUAUUUGUAGAUUGCCACUGAAAGUCUCACCUAAUAAAAGUGGUUAUUUGCACCCAGUUUCACGACGAAAAACGGGCAACAGAAAACACUUGGAGACAUUAGAAGGUGCGAGCACAUGGCUCAAGCAAUCACAGGGACCGACAGUCCACCGCGGGAACAGACCAAACUUGAAUGUUUUGUAUCAAUUUUUUUCAAAUAAUAAUUUACAGUAUUUUCGUGGAACUGCAGUAUUUUUGCAAUUAUGCCUUUUGUUUUACUCACUCCAUUUUCAUAUCUAACAACUUUACAAAUGUCUCGUAUGGUGAACUCUGUUGGAACAUUGAUAGCAGCUACCUAAUUUCAGAAUAUGACAACAAUAUUAUAUUCCCAGGGAUACUUUGUGUCCAGUACAAUGUAAUCAUAUUAUCUGAGAUUUUGCUUUAAUGGAGACUAGCUGCGUCGAACAGGUACAAAAUAAACCUCAAGUACUGAAAAUCUGAAAUAAAAACUAGAUAUUCAGAAGCUGGGGUGUUAUUUGUGGAGCAGCUCAGUGAACUGAUGCAUCCAGAUGCAAGGUCAUUUUCUGUUGAGAGGUCACCCAUCUGAAACAUGAACGCUGUUUCGUUUUUGUUCCACAAAUGCUGCCUGACUACCGAGUAUCAUUCAGA
Messenger RNA from Pristis pectinata (smalltooth sawfish), 1525 nucleotides. RefSeq lists its product as uncharacterized. Lineage: Eukaryota; Metazoa; Chordata; Chondrichthyes; Rhinopristiformes; Pristidae. The record is from RefSeq and is a predicted model, not a curated record.